Molecule: messenger RNA, 734 nt
Organism: Bursaphelenchus okinawaensis
Lineage: Eukaryota; Metazoa; Nematoda; Chromadorea; Rhabditida; Aphelenchoididae
Source: the annotation of a GenBank genome assembly
AUGCAGUUGGUUAAAGAUUUUGCUGAACCAGAUGUUGUUCCAAUUAAUGCGUCAUUAUUCGCUCAUCAUUUCCUAGACUUUUACGUUAGAGAUUUGAAGAAAGACAUUGAUGACUUGUCGAUGAAGAUACCACAAAUUAAACAAGUCAUUACUCAAUAUACAAAUUUGCUCAAUAACGCAAAAGUAAGUAAAGUUUCUUUUAUAUAAUAUUUUGCUAUGGUAUGGUAAAUGUAGCUGAAGGUUCGCUAUGAAAAAAAUUUUUUUUUUGAUAUCAACUGGUCGAGUUUCUUUAGGAGUUUGUACGAGUAGCAGACGCUUUCCAAAAGUCGAUAAGAGAUAAUAAAUUUAAUGCUUGGACUUUGAAUACUCGGUCGAUUAACGACAGAUUGAUGGCAAUGGAAAGGUGUUUUGUAGGACCAGAAGGCCUUCCUGGAUCCCCAGAAAGAAGAAAUGUCUUGUUUUCAGUUAGUGCUUCGAACAGUUAUGCUGGAAAAGUCAUGCCUGGAGUUUAUGAUCAAGUAAGGACCUAUAAUCGUUUUGAUUAUAUAUUAUAUUAUAGUAUGAUUAUUAACGAAUAAUAUUAUUAAAAAACAUAUUACUUUUAGUUAGAAGCAUUAUCAUUAGCCAAAACAGAAAACGAAAGAGAUCAGGUGGCAAAACUUGUGGUUGAGCAAAUCUCUCAUGUACAAUAUGGAGUACAAUGUGCUACUCACACUUUGGGGAUUCAUUUCUAA